Molecule: messenger RNA, 2025 nt
Organism: Rana temporaria (common frog)
Lineage: Eukaryota; Metazoa; Chordata; Amphibia; Anura; Ranidae
Gene: CCNG2
Product: cyclin G2
Exons: 8
Coding region: 279-1325 (348 amino acids)
Biological process (GO): regulation of cyclin-dependent protein serine/threonine kinase activity; mitotic cell cycle phase transition
Cellular component (GO): cytoplasm; cyclin-dependent protein kinase holoenzyme complex; nucleus
Molecular function (GO): cyclin-dependent protein serine/threonine kinase regulator activity
Source: RefSeq, a predicted model, not a curated record
CUCUAGGGCGUUGAAGGAUCAGAAACAAAAACAAGAAGAAGGAAAGAGAUCGGAGAUCAGAGGAGACAGUCUCACUUCGUACUUUAGAUUUUUUAUUUUCUUAUAAUAAUUAUUAUUAUGUGUGGUAGGAUGAGGGCAGCCAUGUUCGGAUGUGUGCCCUGGUGAGCUGUGUGUAGUCACCGAUCGUGUCUUAGAUGUGGACUGGAUAUGUCCCCCCAAUAAAGUGACAAGACUCCCCUCUGCUUAUGUAACACCCGGACACCCUGGGAAGAUCCAAUAUGAAGGAUUUAGCAGCCCUGGAUAACACCAGCAACGAGGCCUUUAAACUUCUCAAGCAACUGAAUGUGCAUUUGGAACAAGAAUACAAGUACCAGCCUAAAGAGAAAGGCUUGAUCCUUAUAGAGUCCACUGCAGAGAAUGAUAAUACAAUCUGUCCAAAAUCCAGAAAUGCAGAGGUAGAAGACUUGUGGAGUUUAACAAACUUCUAUGGCUUCCGUAUGGAGACCUUUGUCCUGGCUGUGAACAUCUUGGAUCGGUUUUUGGCUAUCAUGAAAGUGAAGCCAAAGCACUUGUCCUGUAUUGGUGUCUGCUGCUUCCAACUGGCGGCCAGAGCUGUAGAGGAGGAAUGCAAUAUCCCAUCCACUCAUGAUGUCAUCCGCAUCAGUCAAUGUAAAUGCACUGCGUCCGAUAUUAAACGUAUGGAGAAAAUCAUAUCCGAAAAACUGCACUUUGAAUUCAAAGCUACCACUGCCUUAACCUUCUUGCACUUAUAUCACACUUUAGUACUCUGCCAUUCCUCUGAGAGGAAAGAAGUAAUAAACCUUGACAAACUGGAAGCUCAGCUGAAAGCUUGCAACUGCCGGCUCAUUUUUUCCAAAGCAAAACCCUCAGUGUUAGCCUUGUGCCUUCUUACUCUCGAAGUAGAAACCUUGAAGUCUCUGGAACUGUUUGAGAUAGCUUUGCAUGUACAGAAACAUUCAAAGGUAAAGGACACAGACAUGCUCUAUUGGAGAGAGCUUGUUUCCCAAUGCCUAGCAGAUUAUUCGUCCCCAGAAUGCUCCAAACCGGACCAUAAGAAGCUUGUAUGGAUUGUAUCCAGACGUACUGCACAGAAUCUUCAUAACAGUUAUUACAGUGUUCCAGAAUUGCCAACCAUUCCAGAGUAUGGGUUUAUGAAAAGUGAGAGUGAGGACUCGUGUGAAGAUAUGAGCAGUGGGGAAGAUAGUCUGAGCAGCUCUCCACCAAGUGACCUUGAGGUUUCCUUCUUUUUUGAUGACUACAAGCCAAAACUCAAACGUCGUAGUCGUCACCUCUAUCCUUUGUAACAAAGGGCAUUAUACUUUGUAUGCAUGUGGUGAAAUUGUACUAAAAGAUGUUGUGAAUGAAAGAGGUCAUUUGUUUCACAAAUUUAGAGCUUAGUUUUAAAUGCCUACAGGAGUUAAUCGAUCUUAAAGGCCAACAAAGCAACCAAUUGUAAUGCCAUUUAUGAAUCUAAAUUGAGUAGUCCUUGAUUUGCUGCUAAAACUGCAUAUUCAGGUUUUACUUUUUUCUUUUUGUGCGGAUCAUUUACUGUAUUGUAAGCUACUUUAUAUGGAGCCGUUCUCCCAUUCGUUUAACUUUUUAAUUCCAUAGUUGCAGUUUUAGCUUGGCGCUUAAAUUAUUUUUAUUAUUUUUUUCCCGUAUUAAGAAGAUUUUGUGAAUUUGCUGUACUUGUGUUAUGUUAGUGUUGUCUCUCCUACAUUCCAUAGCAAUAUUAAUAUUUUAACUACCUAUGUAAAGAAUUCAGACCUUUAUUAGUUUAAUCUUCUACUUUUCCUUGCAUUAUCCCUGCUUGUUUGUCUAGUAUUGUAAAACGGCUAUACUAGACAUAACUGCGAUCUUCUUCUAUUAGAACCAACAAAUGGGAACUGGCUCGUCAACAUUGCCUUAGCUUAUGUGGCAGCUUCUGAAAUCAUGAGGAGAGAGUAUGGCCUCGUACACACCAGCGGACAGUCCGAUGAAAACAGUCCACCGGACCGUUUUCAU